Messenger RNA from Camponotus floridanus (Florida carpenter ant), 856 nucleotides. RefSeq lists its product as uncharacterized. Lineage: Eukaryota; Metazoa; Arthropoda; Insecta; Hymenoptera; Formicidae. The record is from RefSeq and is a predicted model, not a curated record. The transcript has 2 exons. The coding region runs from base 16 to 759 and encodes 247 amino acids.
UUGACUGCCAGCGCCAUGAGAAUCUUCAUUUUGUGCGCCCUAUUCGCGUUGGCCGUCGCGCAACCAACCAAGAAUGAGAACUGGAAGAGUGCAAUGGACGAGAUGGUCGAUCGAUCCAGAUCCGAAUGCUCGCAAAAGAGCGACGAAAUUGCUUGCAUGAAAUUCAAGGUGUUCAAUUUGCUCGACCAAGUCUUCAGCAAGGAUAACUUCAAGGUGUCCGAAACAAUGGAAAUUACACGCAACUCGCAUCCUAUCGAAGAAGUAUCCGCUCGUAGCGAAAGCUCCUUCCUUGACACUGUAGAAUCCUACUUGGCCUCUCACGAUGUGACCUUCAAAUUGCCGCUAGACUCCACCGUGAAGGUGAGCUCGCGCAAUAUCGAGGACGAUAAACUCACCUUUGACGUUAAGUUCGGUCAAGGCCGCGCCGUCGAUGAGGCCCGUAGGUCCAAGCUGAAGAAGGUCAUCAUCCCUAUUCUGGUGUUUGUUCUCCUGAAAGCGAUAACUUUGAUCCCCUUGGCCAUCGGUGUACUUGGCCUGAAGGCCUGGAAUGCCUUGCAGCUCGCCUUCUUCAGCUUUAUCGUGUCCGUCGGUAUGGCCAUUUUCCAACUCUGCAAAAAGAUCGCCGCUGAUUCUCAUCCUGCGCCCAUCGCUCAUGGACCUUGGGAGUAUCAAGCUCAGUACAGAUCUUUCCAAAAUCAGGAUCAGAUCUCUUCGCAGUUGGCGCACAAUCUUGCAUAUUCCGCCCAUGUACAAUCGUAAUGUUACUAUCGGCCUAAUGACGCUUUUGUAAAAUAUUUAGUUUCCUAUUUUUACUGUCUAUUUAAUAAAUUAUUAUUGCAAAUCAUUUUAUAUUAUG